AUGUUUUGCAAACUAUCCUCUGAAAAAUUAAAUGAUUUCAUACCCUUUUUUGAAUCCAAACCAAAGUUUGCUUUGUUUGCCAAUGCUGCCAAAUUUGAACUAGAAAAAAGAUUACCCAAUCAUCCAUGCGACUUUUACUACCAGGAAUCCAAUGAUGCAAAGUAUUUUUAUGUCUUCCGGCAUGAUCGUAUUCCAGAUAGUUGUCGACCAAUUCUAAUGAUCGGAAGCGAUAAGACGGUCAAUCAAAAUGACGUAAUCUAUGGAUUAGAACAGAUAAAAGCCAUGGAACCUGAUCUUGGAAACAUUGAACUUCUAGUCGCUCCAUCUGAACUUUCCAUCGCGGCGAGAAAAUUCUUCCUCGACAAUUCAAAUUGUUCUGAGGAUUACAAUGUUGCCUGCAAUCAUUUCUAUCUUCCUGAAUAUGUUUAUCCAGGAAUUCAAAAGAAAGUAGAUGAGAUCACACUUCCUGAAUCUUAUUCCAUUGGUUCUACUAGAGUAUCUGAUACGGAAAUCGUCUUCUCUACAUGGAAGUUUUCAACUCCAGAUGGAAUUUUGCAAAUCAAAGAAAUCAUUGAAUGCCUUCCAACGGCAUGCAUUCUCCACAAAGAUAAAGCUGUCGCAUUUGAAAUGGUUGGACUGCAUGGACAAUUGAAUCAUCAGUUUACUUUCCCGGAAUAUAGAAAUCGAGGAUUCGGAACAAUGAUUGAAAACACAAUUGUUUCAAAAUGCUUCAAAGAAGGUAUUCAAGUCUUGAAGGCAGUGGAACACAGCAAUAUUGUUGUCUUGGAAAAAAGUCUGAAUCAUAAACUUUGGAAAGUUGUGAAGGAGGAUGAUGGAGAAAUAAUUGUAUUUAACUACACUCAAUAUCGCUGA
Molecule: messenger RNA, 873 nt
Organism: Caenorhabditis briggsae
Lineage: Eukaryota; Metazoa; Nematoda; Chromadorea; Rhabditida; Rhabditidae
Exons: 5
Coding region: 1-873 (290 amino acids)
Cellular component (GO): mitochondrion
Molecular function (GO): glycine N-acyltransferase activity
Source: RefSeq, a predicted model, not a curated record